UCCCCUUAAGUAGUGCAUAGUCUAUAUAAACUUUGUUAUCUCCCUUUAAUUUUUCCAAAAUUUCAGUUCCUUAGCUUUGUCCAUUUCAUUAUUUCUACCUUUUCGUUCUUCUAGACUUCUCGUGAAAAAGCUUCUCUCUUCUUGCUUUCUCGUGUGCAUUUUUUGUGUACUUACACAUACUUUUAUCAGCACAAAAAGUCUUAUCUCUUACUCCUUUAUUAUACUGAACUCCAUUGAAACAGAGAGGAAAAUUGCUAUGGCUCUACAGACACAUGUUGUUGUGUUACUUUUAUUUUCUUGUUUGUUUAGGUCUUCAUAUUCUUAUCAAUUUGUGGUUAAUUGGGUCCCUAAUCCUUCUGAAAAUUACAACAGUUUGUCUCAACGUUUGAGAUUCCAAAUCAAUGACUCUGUUUUGUUCAAGUAUAAGCAAGGAGGAGAUUCAGUGUUGGAGGUGAGCAAGGAUGAUUAUGACAAGUGCAACACAAACAGUCCAAUCAAGAAGAUGGAGGAUGGAAACUCCAUGUUCACAUUUGAUCGUUCUGGUCCUUUUUAUUUCAUAAGUGGCAACAAAGAUAGUUGUAAUAAAGGACAAAAGAUACAAAUUGUUGUAAUAUCUGUUAGGAAAACAACCCCACCAGCACCCAAAACUCCGGCACCGGCGGCCACCCCUCCAGCAACCGCUCCGCCUAGCAACGGAUCAUCCACACCAUCACCCAUGGUGUCACCACCAUCUCCCUCUGCAGGUUCUACUACUCCACCACCCAAAACAUCAGCCCCUUCCGCCAGCUCUCCGGUGGCUGCUCCGCCUAAAGGAUCGUCCACACCUACUAUACCAUCACCAAAUGGGGCACCAACUUCUACACCUACAGGCAAAACACCGACCUCAUCACCUACACCUGCCGGUUCAAAUGUAUCUCCUCCGUCUCCUGCGACCGGAGGAACUCCAACAAUAUCUCCGGCAGCAAAUGCACCGUCAACCAAUAGUCCAAGUUCUUCAUCACCGGCAGCAGGCGGUCCAUCUGGAAGUAUUAUUGCACCGACAGCAGGGGGACCAUCUGCAGGAGGACCGUCUGCAGGCGGACCCUCUGCAGGUUCAUUAGCACCUGCAGGAGGGCCAUCCGCCGGUGCAUUAGCACCGGCAGGAUCCCCGGGCAAUGCACCGGCAGGAUUCCCGGGAAGUCCAGCGGACAUUAAUUCUCCAAAUUCAUUUGCAGUACAGGCAUUUACUCCAUCAGUUGUCCUUGUGUCAGCCGUUUCACUGGUGUUGACCAUGGCUUUGGGAGACUUUAUUAUUUCACCUUAGGGUAAAAUAAUAAGUAAAGUUUGUGUUUAUUUAUAGUUUCUAUCUCCUUUUUUUGUUUUUGUUUUUUUAAUUUCUUGAAUAAUUCGGAGAUUGGAGUGUUUUGGUAUACAAGAGAUGUAUUUAAUUGUUUCUUUUUAAUUUUUGUGGGUGACUUUGAAUUUGAAUUUAUGUGAGUAUGUAUCUGAUUAAUUCUA
Messenger RNA from Lycium barbarum (goji berry), 1497 nucleotides. Its product is annotated as early nodulin-like protein 2. NCBI's taxonomy places the organism in Eukaryota, Viridiplantae, Streptophyta, Magnoliopsida, Solanales, Solanaceae. The transcript is spliced from 4 exons. Bases 257 to 1303 code for a protein of 348 amino acids. The record is from RefSeq and is a predicted model, not a curated record. Gene Ontology annotation, cellular component: plasma membrane. Gene Ontology annotation, molecular function: electron transfer activity.